This is a messenger RNA of Aspergillus oryzae RIB40, 741 nucleotides long. RefSeq lists its product as uncharacterized. NCBI's taxonomy places the organism in Eukaryota, Fungi, Ascomycota, Eurotiomycetes, Eurotiales, Aspergillaceae. The transcript has 2 exons. The record is from RefSeq and is a predicted model, not a curated record. Bases 1 to 741 code for a protein of 246 amino acids.
AUGGAGAACGACACUGCUGACAAGACCAUACAACGAGCUUGGGCUCGAUUUCGUCACGAGCGAGAGGGUUCUAGUGACUUCCUUGUAUUACUUGAAUCGAGAGUACAGGGAUCGCAAAUAAAGAUACGAAGCCAUAUUAUGACUUCUUCCCAGACGACUGCGCUGAGGGAUUUGGCUGAGCAACGUAACCGUAUGCGGAAAGCAGCAUUUGGCAAGAAGGUUGCUACUGACGGCGUGACCACUAUUCAUAUCAAAACGGAGCAAGACACAACUGAACAAGGAAUGUUCGUGGUCAAGUUAACCAAAGCAACUGCCUUACCCAGCGUGACUGUGAAUGGGACGUUCGAGCUGGAACUACGAGCGGUAGCGUCUGGGUUGGAAAGAGUAGCAAAAAGACGAGAUGAAAUCCUUCUGGAAAUCGAACAUUUUAACCAACAAAGAGGAACAACUCUAACCUGGGAUUCAAUUAGGAGUCACCUGGAUGCAAUAGAUGAAGAGAAAUGUGUAUUAGAGAAAAUUGGAAAAUCCCAGAUGGAAUGGACAAAAGAGGGAUACACAUUUGCGAGGCAAGCGAAUAGUCUUGCAGAAGCAGCUCUAGCAAAUGGCUAUGUGCCAGUGCUGGAGAAAAAGUCUGCCACAGGAGAUUCUGGGCAACAUCCUAACAACGAAGUCCCAGUUUCGACGGCUCGCCAGAAAGCAUUUAUUGACUCACUAAUAGCAUUUGGAGGAUGGUUUUGGUGA